Cladophialophora immunda is the source of this 2061-nucleotide messenger RNA. RefSeq lists its product as uncharacterized. Lineage: Eukaryota; Fungi; Ascomycota; Eurotiomycetes; Chaetothyriales; Herpotrichiellaceae. The transcript is spliced from 2 exons. Gene Ontology annotation, molecular function: FAD binding. Bases 182 to 1804 code for a protein of 540 amino acids. The record is from RefSeq and is a predicted model, not a curated record.
UUCUGCAUCUCAACCUUUCGGCUUUGUGGAACGUCCAGCUCGCAGUCGUUAGGCCCAGGCUAAGUCUGCUUUUGCGCCUUGGAAAGUGUAAAGCGAGCAUCAAUCGUUGAAUCCACACGGUCGCAGAAGUCUUCUAGAAGCCUUUGUUUCCUCGCUUCUCUCCUACUCUUCUCCGCCCAUUAUGCUCUUCUCCCUGCACGUGGCUGCCCUCGGCCUGGGGUUUGCGGCGUGCAUCGCCGCCCAGGACAGCACCUUUGAGCCACCUGAUUUCAACGUCACCCAGGCACUCAUUGAUCAAGGCGUCAAUGUGUCGGGCCUGCCAGAGCUGGGUUCCCUCACCAAGAGAUCGUCUAUCUCUGCAUGCUCGAUUGCAUGUGACACUCUGAGGCUCCUCUUUAGGUCAUCAAACGUGAUUGCGCAAGGCAGUCAAGCCUACAAUGCCUUUACCGACGCGUACUGGUCUAUUCAGCAAGAAAGUGUUGACCCUUACUGUAUCUUCAAACCGACCAGUGCGACCCAAGUAUCGAUAGCAAUCUUGCUCUCCCGACUCACCCAAUGUCCCUUUGCAGCCAAGUCCGGUGGGCAUGCAGCCUUCGCCGGCGCCUCCAACAUCCAGGGCGGUAUCACCAUGUCACUCGAGAAGAUCAACGCAAUCCAACUCUCACCUGACAAGAAGACCGCCGCCAUUGGCCCUGGUAAUACGUGGUUCACCGUGUACACCACUCUACAGCCUGCCGGUGUGACGGUGAUUGGCGGCCGUGUUUCAGCCAUUGGAGUGGGUGGCCUCACCACUGGCGGCGGUAUUUCUUUCUUCUCCAACAUCUACGGCUGGGCCUGCGACAAUGUCGUCAGCUAUGAAGUGGUCACUGCGCGCGGUACCAUUGUCACUGCCAGCGCCACCCAGAACAGUGACCUGUACUUUGCCCUGCGAGGAGGUGGCAACAACUUCGGCAUCGUGACCAAAUUCACGCUGAACGCCAUUCCUCUCCCUGGCGGCUUGAUGUGGGGUGGCGGCCGCGUGUCCACGGAAGACCAGUUCGACGCUCUCAUCGACGCCUUCUACAACGUCGGAGUCAACUCGCCUCAGGACCCCAACGCCGCGCAAAUCCUGUCGUUCGCCUAUGCACAAUCUGCCGAUCUCAACAUCGCCGCUGCCGACCUGCAAUACGCAAAACCCGUUGCCAACGCAUCCAUCUUCGACGAAUACUUGUCCAUCCCCGCCAUUUCCGACACCACCAAAGUCCGCACAUUGGCAGACCUGACUCAGGAAUUCAACGCCAGCAACCCCGACGGACUGCGGGAGACCUACUGGGCAGCCACGUACAAGCUCAACAAGAACCACACGGCCUCGGUCCGAGACAUCUUCUUUGAGGAGCUCGACUCGAUCAAGGAUGCCGCCGGUCUGGUGCCGGCCGCGACUCUGCAGGUCAUCACCGAGGGCCAGCUAGCGGGCAUGACCAAGAACGGCGGGAACCCGCUGGGCCUCUCCGCCUCCGCGGGCCCGUUCCUGCUGCUCAACACGAACAUGAUGUGGACCGACGCCGCCGACGACACCCGGAUCCUCCAGGCCAACCAGCGCAUCAUCGACCGCACCGUGGCCCUGGCCCAGUCGAUGGGGCUGUGCGAGGACUACAUCUACAUGAACUACGCCAGCCAGUUCCAGGACGUCAUUGCCGGCUACGGCUCGGCCAACCAGGCCCGGCUGCAGAGCAUUGCCGCCGAGUACGAUCCCAGGGGCGUGUUCCAGACGCUGCAGCCGGGGUACUUCAAGCUGGCUGGACCGCCCAGCCCUACUGGCCCGUAGAGCUGCCCUCGUGUGCCUGGGAGAAGUGGCAUGUAGUUUUAACGGCGGAAAACUGCAUUAUCGGGGUUUCGGAAAGCGUUCUGUUUAUGUGGUUUGGCUUUUGUUUCGGAUUUCACGUAUUAACAGUCAUGGGAUUCAUGUUCAGCGACCGUCUGUUGUGUCAUACGCCGCCAGCCCGGCCAAAGAUUUUGCACUGUAUUAUUGGGGUUUUAAUCAAGACUUUUCACCAUGUAUGAAAAUACACUUUAUGAUGGCAG